UUGACAUCUGGUAAACAUAACCUAAAAACUAUUUAAUGUUUACUUCUGUAAAUAUCAUUGAAAUACGGGAAAUUCCACUGUUAAAAUUUAUUUAAGUGUAUUAAAAUGUCAAUUGAUGCUUAUUUUUGUUUUUGCUGUUUAUCAACCAAUGAUUUGAUAAAUUUAUACAGUGAUAAACCCGAUACAAACUAUGCCGAAAUGCUUAAAGACCUUUAUUCUAUUCAACCUUUACAAGAAGAUUACGAAGACGACAGUUUCGUGUGUGAAGAGUGUGCUCGGGCGCUGCAGGAGGCACGGAAGUUCCGGCGCCAAGUUCUUGAAACCCUCAAUGCUCUGCAGGUAAACGGAUUAAUUGAACUGGAUAAAUCAGAAAAUUGUACACUAGUAAGGAAGGUCUCCGGAGAAUUUGUUUUAGAAGCAGAUGUCAAAUAUAAUGUUGAGGAAAAAAAUCUGACUGAAGUCGAUAAACAAGACAUAAAACAUCCAGAUGAUCCAGAGUCUGGAGAAAAAGAUGAAAAACAACCCGGCAUAGCACUAGAAAGAGAGAAGCGCAUCACAGUAGCCCGGAAACGAAAGAAAGAGCCAACUGUCAAGAAUGAGGUCCAAUAUGAGGUCACGGAAGAUUUCAAGUGUGCCGAGUGUGGGAUGGUGCUGCCCAAUGCAUAUGUGUACCAUGCGCAUAUGAAUAAGCACUUCCCGAAUCACAUUUGUGAAACUUGCGGGAAAGGUUUCCUGACAAAGAAAAGACUCAAACGCCACAUGCCAUCUCACAUCAAAGGCCCGUUCAAGUGCGAGCAGUGCGACACGGAGUUCAACAACUACAACUCUUUGAAUUCACACAGACAACGCAAGCACAAAUCGGUGGAGCUGUACGCGUGCCCGCACCCGCACUGCCCGUCUCGCUUCCCCACGCUGACGCGGCGCGCGCGCCACCUCGCCGCGCGGCACGGCGCACGCGCGCCGCACACCUGCUCACUAUGCUCCAAAGAUUUCUUACUCGCAGGAAACCUGUCAACACACAUGCGCAACAAGCACUUCAAAGAGAAGCGCCACUUCUGCGUGGAGUGCGGCGCCGGCUUCUUCCAGAAACAGGAGCUGCGCGGGCACGUGGCGGCGCACACCGGCGCCAACGACUUCCAGUGCGCGCUCUGCGAUAAAAGUUAUCCUCGCAAGAAAGCGCUGGACGUCCACAUGAGGGGCCAUCGCGACGAGCGCCGGUUCCACUGCGAGCUCUGCGGCAAGAAGUUCCUGCAAAAAUGCACCUUAAUCACACACGCUAAGACACACAAUCGAACGACGGUACAGAAGAAACCGGACGUUUUAUAACCAAAGGGUCAUGCAAAAAUGCACCUUAAUUAUAUUCAAUAAGACACACAAUCACGUGGAGGUACUAAAUAAACUGGACGGGUCGCCUUAGUAAAACAAAAGAUAUGGCGCGCUACGCGAAACAUGCGACGGAAGAUUUGGCGCUAGUGCGAGUUUUAAGUUUUUUCUCAAUAACUCUGAAAGUAUAGGUACUUCUGAUUAAUUAAUUUUUUUCUAGUCAAAUCCCUCGACAAUACCGGGUGUUUCCUGUAACAGGAGCAAUAAAUUAAACUGUAGGCUGUACUCCUCAAACUGACCAACAUUUGUUCAACGAUUUUUUAAAAUAACUUGUGUUUUGAUUUUCAUUACAGUUUAUUCUAAGACGCAAUGUAUUGCAAAAUUUGUUAUGUUUAAAGGGUGACAAGCAACGUCAAACACACAGAUGGCAGCGUACAUUGAAAAUAAUAUUUAAUUAGUAUGAAAAAGGUAUGAUCUAAAAAUUUCAUAAUCAUAAAAAGUUGCUUAACAAAUGUUGGUCAGUUUGAGGCGUACAGCCUCCAGUUUAAUUUAUUGCUCCUGUUACAGGAAACACCCGGUAUAUCACCAGUUAUUUUAUACUAAAAUAAUACUGUUAUGGUUUAUUUAUGGUAUGCAGGGU
This is a messenger RNA of Cydia strobilella, 1963 nucleotides long. Its product is annotated as gastrula zinc finger protein XlCGF57.1-like. The record is from RefSeq and is a predicted model, not a curated record. Gene Ontology annotation, biological process: regulation of transcription by RNA polymerase II. NCBI's taxonomy places the organism in Eukaryota, Metazoa, Arthropoda, Insecta, Lepidoptera, Tortricidae. Gene Ontology annotation, molecular function: sequence-specific DNA binding; zinc ion binding; DNA-binding transcription factor activity, RNA polymerase II-specific. Bases 106 to 1326 code for a protein of 406 amino acids. The transcript has 8 exons. Gene Ontology annotation, cellular component: nucleus.